AUGGCUAGGGACCCCCCAGGUGACGAGCGGCCCCUCUUCAUCACCUUCAAACCCCUCACCGAGGACAAAGCCGGCACCAAGGUGGGACUCGGCACCACCCCGGGGCUGCCCCACGGUGGGGAGAUGCCCCUGGGCCACCACGAGGACACAGAUGGCACGGUGCCCCCAAGCUCCUGGUUGUCCCCACCAGGCUGGUCCCUGGGGGAGGGCGACCUGCGGCCGGAGUUGGUGGCCCUGCGCGCCCGCACCAGGCGGUGGUUCCAGCAGACACAAGCCAAGAGGCUGGUGGCCCAGGGCCAGCUCCCAGCCUGGUUCCACGGCUUCAUCAGCAGGAGGGAGACGGAGGAGCUGCUGCGGGAUCAGCCCCCCGGCUGCUUCCUGGUGCGGUUCAGCGAGACAGCCCCCGAGGGUCCCCACGCCGAGGGGGAGACGGACCCCGUGGCCCCCCCAGAGCCCCCUGACGCCAAGUACCAGCAGCUCCUGUGCUUCCACACCUACGCCGAGCCCCGCGAGGUCCGAGCCCCCAGUGCCCCCCCUUCCCGCCAACUGGGAGACCCCAUCCCCUUCUACGCCAUGGGCCGGGGCUCCACCUCCGGCCCCGAGGAGAACAUCUACUCCGAGGUGGCCUCGGCCGGGCAGGAUCUGCCCCUUUCCUUCCCCAGGGGGUCCCCGGGGGCCUUUUCCACGCUGCCCCCCAAAUCCCACCCCCACCGGCGGCUCUUCCGCAGCGUCUCCAGCCAGGCCUUCAAGGGGAGGCACCUCCCAGCAGCUCCCACCACCUUGGGGAAGGAGAGAGGAGCCUCCAGCGCGGCCGAGGAGGGUGGGGGGGUCAACCCCUCACGGGAGUUUGAUGACCCCGUUUAUGGCCGGAGGAUGAGCAACACAGGGAGGAACGGGAGAGGGAGAGGGCAGGAAGGUCCCGAAAACAUCUACGAGCAGCUUUUGGGAGACCAGCCCUGAGGUGGGAAGGUCUUGGCCAAGACCCAAGCUCCCAGGAGGAACCUCCAUCAUCACCCGGAGAGGUCCAAGGCCACUAUCAGCCCCCCUCUGCAAACCACCAGUGGUACCAGCUCCAUACUGGGAUAUACUGGGAUUCCCACGCCCGGCCAGAGUUAAGAGGGGAAAGGCAUUUUAAUUUCUCUCCCAACACAUUUGGAAGGAGAUUUCUAUUAAUAGAACCAGGGCGGAAAAAGGCCAUUAGAGUAAAACCAGCUGGUUUUUUGGGGCACGGCCAGUGCAUCCAGCCAUUAAAUAGCCACAAACUGGGGUGAGGCCGCAGCCACACUGAGGAUCACGAGCCCCAGGGCAACAUCUCCCAGCCCUACCCCUUUCCUCGGCCAAAAAACACGAGAUCGGCACCAAAAACAAGGAUAAAAUUCAACCAUUGGGUCGGUGACAGUGAUCUCAGUGACACCUCCAAGUCCUGUCUGUUUUCUCAGCCAAAAACCAGGGGAUCAGCACCAA
This is a messenger RNA of Calidris pugnax (ruff), 1464 nucleotides long. RefSeq names its product SH2 domain containing 2A (gene SH2D2A). The coding region runs from base 1 to 960 and encodes 319 amino acids. The transcript has 6 exons. NCBI's taxonomy places the organism in Eukaryota, Metazoa, Chordata, Aves, Charadriiformes, Scolopacidae. Gene Ontology annotation, cellular component: cytoplasm. The record is from RefSeq and is a predicted model, not a curated record.